GGUCGUUACACCUGUAUGGCCGUCAACCGGCACGGCCGGCGCGUGGGCAGCGUGGUGGUGAGCGUGGAUGAGAGCCGGCUGUCCCUGCUGCUGUCCCUGUCCCUGCUGGGUUCUGUCACCGUGCUGGCAGCGGCCGCGUGGGGCAUUUAUUACAUGAAGAGCACCGCCUGUAAGAAAGGAGAGUACAACGUGCGCGACGCCGAGGGCUCCUCUGAGGCCUCCCGCCUGCACCGGGGGGACAGCGGGGGACAACGGGAGCUGUUUGGGAUCCCUCUCACCCCCACCUGAGGAACCUCGGCACCCGGGACCCCCAGAGCUCAUGGAGGUGGAGACAGUGUGGUGACACCUGGCCCGAGGGAUGGUGGUGGGAGUCACCACGUUGUCUACAAGAAGCUGUGUUGGUUGUUGUCGUAUGUCCCCAAGAAAUGGUGUUGGAUGUCUCCAUCGAACAGUGCUGGAUGUCACAUAAACCGUCCCCAAGAAACAGCCUUGGAUUGAUUCUCCAAGGAAUGGUGUUGUUGGAUGUCACCAUACUGUCUCCAAGAAAUUGUGUUGAUGUCUCCAAGGUACGGUGUUGGAUGUCACCAAAUGUC
Molecule: messenger RNA, 593 nt
Organism: Meleagris gallopavo (turkey)
Lineage: Eukaryota; Metazoa; Chordata; Aves; Galliformes; Phasianidae
Source: RefSeq, a predicted model, not a curated record